Molecule: messenger RNA, 2964 nt
Organism: Ylistrum balloti
Lineage: Eukaryota; Metazoa; Mollusca; Bivalvia; Pectinida; Pectinidae
Product: 3-hydroxy-3-methylglutaryl-coenzyme A reductase-like
Exons: 6
Coding region: 1-963 (320 amino acids)
Biological process (GO): coenzyme A metabolic process; sterol biosynthetic process; isoprenoid biosynthetic process
Cellular component (GO): peroxisomal membrane; endoplasmic reticulum membrane
Molecular function (GO): protein binding; hydroxymethylglutaryl-CoA reductase (NADPH) activity
Source: RefSeq, a predicted model, not a curated record
AUGACUGUGCCUAACAUUAACAGAUUUGCCAGACUAAAGAAGAUUCAGGUGGUACAAGCCAGUCGAUACCUCUACAUUCGUUUUGUUGCUACUACAGGAGAUGCCAUGGGGAUGAAUAUGGUAUCUAAGGGGUCAGAGAGAGCAUUGACAACUAUCCUGGAGCAGUUUCCUGACAUGGAAAUUUUAAGUCUGAGUGGGAACUUCUGUACUGACAAGAAACCUUCAGCAGUAAAUUGGCUGGAAGGUCGAGGCAAGUCUGUGGUAUCCGAGGCUGUGAUUCCGGCAAAAAUUGUCAAGUCCGUGCUGAAGACAACUGUGGCUGCACUUGUUGACCUAAACAUCAGUAAAAACCUUAUGGGAUCUGCUAUGGCAGGCAGUAUUGGCGGCUUCAACGCCCACGCAGCCAAUGUGGUCACUGCAAUCUUUAUUGCUACAGGACAGGACCCAGCCCAGAACACUACAAGCUCUAACUGUAUCACACUGAUGGAGCCUACUGGACCUGAUGGUUCUGACCUGUACAUCAGCUGUACCAUGCCUUCUAUAGAAGUAGGAACAGUGGGUGGUGGAACUAUUCUCCCUCCUCAAGCUGCGUGUCUGCAGAUGCUAGGUUUACGAGGAUCGACUGGUAAAUCAGGAGAUAAUGCUGGUGAGCUAGCUAGAGUGAUUUGUGCCACAGUCCUUGCUGGAGAACUCUCUCUUAUGUCGGCUCUAGCCGCAGGGCAUCUGGUCAAAAGUCACCUGAGACACAACAGGUCGACAUUGAAUGUGAUAGCAGAUACAAGUGGUACUAGUAUAUCUAAGGCUAAAUGUGUAGAAUCUGAUAACAGUGUGUUUGACGUUUGCAAUAACAGCCAAUCGCUGGCACAAAAAGGACCUGAAAUAUGUAUAUCACAAGGAGCACGUACAUCAGAAACGACUGCAGGGUUGAUAGAGCCAGGAACAUGUGUACUGAAGGCAUCAUGACAACCUGUAUCAUUCCAUUAACUACUACAUAGUCAGUACAUCAGGAAUCCUUUUUUUGUCGGUGAUGAGGAUUAUGUGCUACUUGUACUGUUAUUCAUCAAGAGGUGCUUUUUCUAUUUACAUGCAGAUAUUAUAAUUAAAUGUUUGUUUAUUUAUUGCGCUUCUCCUGAAAAUCAACAAAUUCUAAAUAGGUAAAACUUUUUAGCUCACAUGAAUGGAAGCGCCAGGUGAGCUAUUCAGUGUCCGUCGUCGGUCAACUUUUUCUAUAAAUUGCUGCUAGUCAUGAACACAUGAGUGGAUUUUUUACCAAAUUUGGUUUGAAGCCUGCUUGAGGGAAGGGGAUUUAAUUUGUAUAAAGGAUGGGUCCAAUGGGAAAAAUUGAUCAAUUUCUUUAAAAUCUCCCUUGUUCUUCAGGAAUUGCAAGAUUUUGUACAAAUUUGGUCUAAAACCUGCUUGGGUGAAGGGAAAUCAAUUUAUAUGAACAGUGGGUCUGACUCCUUGGAGCCAGAGGGGUGGGGCCAAAUGGGAAAAAUCUAUUAAUUUGUCUAAAAUCUAUCUUGUUCUUCAGGAGUUGUAGGAUGUCAAAAUUUGAUCUGAUGCCUGCUUGGGUGAAGAGAAUCAGUUCUGUAUGAACAGUGAAUUGUCUGACCCCCUCUCCUUGGGGCCCAUUUGGGAAAUAGAGCAAGUUCUUUAACAUCAUUCUUAUGUAGGAAUAGCUGUAUUUUGUCAAAAAUUGGUGUGACAUGUUUGGAAGAAUGGGAUCAAUUUUGUACAAACAGUGGGUUCUGGCACUUUGUGGUGGGAGGAGUGAGGCUAAAUAGUGAAAAUAGAGCAGAUUCUUUAAAAUACUUCUUCUGAAGACAUUCUUGGUGCAGAGAACUUAGUUUUGUACAAACAGUACCUACAUUUAACUGCUAUGAGGAUGAGGGGCAAACCUGUUAUAGAGAAAUAGAUAGUUUGAAUAAAACAAUUUUAGCAAACUUACCCAGGUGAGUGAUGCAGGCCCUAUGGUCAUCUUGUUAUUAAAUCUUGAUAAAAGGGUUUAUUGUUAUGAAAUUUUAUUAUGGUAUUCAUUGAACCUUAUCAAGUCAAAGUUCAGUCCCUAAAUGUUGAUAUUUCAAUCUAUGGUCAAAAACUUCAUAGAAGAAAACAUGGCGAUGUAUCUUAUGUACCAAAAUUCUUUGUGAAGGAAAAUCUGUUUUAUGUACUAACUUCAGAUGUGAUCAGAUUUGUGUAAUUUACGUAGACAGGUCUCAGAUAUGUUGAUGUUAUUGGUUGUUAUAACUGUGAACACCUUUUGUGAUGAGGUCCGAGAAAUGAUCUCACAGGAAGUCUGUCAUGUGGUGGGAUAAUUAUGAUAAAUCAAUGUGCUUACCCCGUAUAUCUGUUAUUGUGGGACACUUUUUAAGUCAAGAAUCUACCUGAAAUGUUUAUUUAUAUAUUGUUAGUAUAAACAGUAAGGACCUCAAAGUGAUAAAAUCAUUGGUCAGUAGAGAAGACUGGACUUAGUAGUCUUAUUCUCAGACAAAAGUAACUGGAUACUUAUGUUAAAUAUUGAAUAGGAUGUCAAUGUUAUAUAUUGAAUAGGAUGUCAAGUGAAAUAUCGAUGCAUUUAUUGAAAAAUAUAUUGAACUGAUUUGAUUCUGAAAUCUUACAGGCAUUUGUGGGAUUACUUAUUUAUAUUUUCACCAAAUACUUCCUCAUUGUUGCAUUUUCUGUUUUUUCUGUCAGCUGUGAUAGUUGAUAAGAAAUUAAUACAUUACCAGCCUUUACUGAAAAAAGUUACAAGUGCAUAAAAGUAUACAUCUAAUGCUUUAAAAUUUGUGUAAGAUAAAUAUUUCAAUUAUGUGGUCACAAAGUUUAAGAACUGAUUUUACCUCGUGCGAGUGAAGCAUGUAUAGGUGCUUAUGAAGGACCUGUUCAAGCAAUAACUGCCUUGCUGCAGCUGUAGCUGUACCAUUCAGAGUAAAAUCAUGUUUUUUAUUGAACAAGUAUGAAAUA